AUGCGAAGGACCGGCGCAUUGGCGCUCUUGGGCGCCUUCGUUCAUGGCACUCUUGCUGUAGGCGAGAGCUUGCCGCGCGGUGUUGGACCUGAGUUUGUCAAGUUUUAUACGAACAAACCCACAUUCGCGUGCAUUAGCAACCCCUCCGUUACCCUCGAGGCGUCCCAGAUCAACGACAACUCGUGCGACUGCCCUGAUGGAUCCGACGAGCCAGGCACGGCGGCUUGCUCGCACAUUGACUCCCUGUCCCCCCAGCAACCCCUUCCCGGGUCGGUGACGGGCACCACCAACUCCACGAACGCUCUACCGGGCUUUUGGUGUGCCAACGCUGGACAUAUUGGCAGCUACAUACCCUUUAUGUACGUCAAUGAUGGGGUAUGUGACUACGAACUCUGCUGCGACGGCAGCGACGAGUUUGCCCAUGUUGGUGGCGUCCAAUGCGAGAACCGAUGCGACACCAUUGGCAAAGAGCACCGUCGCCUUGAGGAGCUACGCAAGCAGACCAAGGAGAGGUCAGCCAAGCGGAGGCGGACCAUGGCCAAGGAAGCCCGCGAGUUGCGCCGCAGGGUAGAGGCCAAGAUUGCUGCCCUGAAAUCGGAAAUCGAAGGGCUUGAGGUCAAAAAGGUGGAGCUGCAAAAGAAGUAUGAGGAGAUCGAGCGUUCCGAAAGGAGCAAGGUUGUCAAGGUGGAGGGACAGGGUGGGAAGCUCGGUGUCCUGGUCAGUCUGGCCAAACGCCGCGUUUCCGAACUCCGAAAUGCCCUGGACAAUCUGCUGGACCAGCGUGACGACCUGCAGGAUAGGGUUGAGCAGCUGGAAGAUAUUCUCAACAAGCUCAAAAGGGAGUACAACCCCAAUUUCAACGACGAAGGUGUCAAGGCGGCUGUCAAGAGCUGGGAAGACUAUGCUGCUGGCCAGGCCGGCGAAAAGAAGUCCGAGCUCACGGAUGCUGAAAUCAUGGACAUGUUGAAGGAGGACGGCGAGACAUCUGGCAUCAACUGGGCCGAGUUUGAGAACUCCGACGCCAGUGACGUAGACGUCGUCUACAAUUGGGAAGCAUACCUACCGCAGUCUGCCAGCGACUUCAUCCGUGACAAGCUCAACAUCUUGCGCAUCUGGGCCAUCGACAAUGGCAUAUUGGCCGACAACCGGAGCGGAGGGGGUGAAUCGCGCCUCAUCACGGCAGCCCGUGAGGCACUGGAUGCUACCAAGAAUGAGAUCACAUCCAAGACCUCGGCGCUCGACGAGCAGCAGCGUGAUCUGGAGAAGGACUACGGCCCGGACGACAUCUUCCGUGCUCUCAAGGGGAAGUGCAUCAGCAGCGACGUCGGCGAAUACGAGUAUGAACUCUGCUGGAUCGACCGGACAAUGCAAAAGAGCAAGAAGGGCCACGGCAACACUAACAUGGGCAACUUUGUGCGCAUCGAUAAGGAGCUAGCAGACGAGGAGGAACGUCCCGACGGAAAGAGUCUGGGUAAAGGGGAACGAAUGGUGCUGCGGUACGAAAACGGACAGGGCUGCUGGAACGGCCCGAACAGGAGAACCGACGUCUGGCUCACGUGCGCGGAGGCGGACGAGCUCUGGCGCGUAACGGAGUCAGAGAAAUGCGUCUACAAGAUGGAAGUAGGCACCCCUGCUGCCUGCGAGGAGGAAUUGCCAGAGCCGGGAGUGAACGCCAAAGAUGAGCUUUAG
Messenger RNA from Chaetomium strumarium, 1689 nucleotides. RefSeq names its product glucosidase II beta subunit-like protein-domain-containing protein. Gene Ontology annotation, cellular component: glucosidase II complex. The coding region runs from base 1 to 1689 and encodes 562 amino acids. The record is from RefSeq and is a predicted model, not a curated record. Gene Ontology annotation, biological process: N-glycan processing. NCBI's taxonomy places the organism in Eukaryota, Fungi, Ascomycota, Sordariomycetes, Sordariales, Chaetomiaceae. The transcript is spliced from 3 exons.